AUGUUCAUAGUGGAUGGUCACGAGCAAGCUUCCGCCUUGCAUCCUCUCAUAUGCCGCUUCAACCAGACAGUGCAUGUGAUGGUAACAGGGGUUAAUCGUGGAUUGAGUGGCACCGUGCUUGAGAAGACUUUUCGCCAAACGAAGUGUGGUGCUAUAGUGCAUGACAUGCAGUUGCAAGCAACAGAUGACCUUACCAUGUCUGCAGCGGUUAUCGAUUCGGUGUCCCGUCUCAUGCUGGUCCUUCGUCCGCGUAUCCUAAUUUAUCUGCAAGACGAUCGGCCACUGACUCGUGCUUUGGAAGUAAUGGCCCAUGAUCAACAGGUUGUUGCCAUCGGACUUCCGUCGAAAGAUAUUCGUCACGCGUUAUGGAUCGCCGACUUAUCCCUAGACGCUUUGCAAUAUUGGCACAAGAUGAAUAUCAAGCUUGUUGUCAUCACGGACCGUCGACCACAUUCAUUGUCCCGUCUCUUACAGUCCACCGGUCGUUCCUAUUAUCUUGGUGAUAAAGUUGAUCUGAUGGUGCAUAUGGAACAGUCUGCUGAUCGUGCCACCCGUAUGCUGAUCAAUAGCUUUCAAUGGCGCCACGGUUCGAAAAUAGUCCGUCAUCGGAUCCGGAAAGGGGGUUUAAUGCCUGCUAUUAUCGAAUCAUGGUAUCCUGAUCACGAUGACGAUUACGCAGUUUUACUGGAAGACGAUAUUGAAGUGUCUCCUUUAUUUUAUGCGUGGGCAAAAUACAGUGUUUUACAAUACCGAUACAGCGGAGAUGCCGAAGCGAGCCGGCUAAUGUAUGGUGUAUCCUUGUACUCCCCCCGCAAUCUUGAAUUGUGGCCUCAGGGACGACGUCCAUUUCAUCCUCGUCAAGCUCUACAGGAUUAUUAUCCAUCGAGGAUGCCCUAUUUAUCUCAGGUGCCUUGUAGCUGGGGUGCUGUUUAUUUUCCGGAACAUUGGCGUGAGUUCCAUCAUUAUUUGACGGUUCGACUGGAAGACAUGCAACAAGAUCGCUUAUUGAACAUCACGGUCCCCGAUACACGGUCUGAACGAUGGAAAAAGUCGUGGAAAAAGUAUUUUAUUCAACUGAUGUAUCUGCGGAGCUAUGUUAUGCUUUAUCCGAAUUUCCAACAGUUUGAAUCCUUCUCAACAAACCAUCUUGAAUUCGGUACGCAUGUCAAAAAAGAGCGUCGACAAAAAACCAUUGGCCAUUUUCAGGUUCCGCUGAUGCAGCGGGACACAAUCCUCGCCCAGUUGCCAGAUCACCGCUUGCCUUACUUCAAUGAUUUGCCCGUAUUGGACCUUUGGGGCCGUUUAGUGACACACACAGAACUGGAUCGCAUUGCCGCGGCAUGGCAUCGACGCGUAUCGGCAUGUGAGCGUAAUGUUGGCCAUUUUGAUGCUCAGGAUUUGCUGUGUCCUUUCCCGAAAUCCGACGAGGAAAGAGAAGCAAUGUCAGCUUUGGCGAUGUUACCCAGUACGAAGAAGCCUAAAGAGGGACCGAAAACAAAGGAAGCAAUGCAACCGAUUGCAUAUACCACCAUCUAUUUGACACCACCGACUGGAAAGGAGGCUGCUCUUGAGGAUGAACCAGUACUGUGGUCACAGGAGGAUGAUUUACCCCAACCCAUUGAUGUCAGUCGAAUGUCCGGCGGUGGCCAGGAAGAAGUGCGUACUUUUCUUGACGAGGAGCUGCAGGACAUCCAUCAAGAUAUUGACAGCCUAAAUCGAUUGUUCUAUUCUGUAUAUUCUGCCAAUUGA
Molecule: messenger RNA, 1749 nt
Organism: Radiomyces spectabilis
Lineage: Eukaryota; Fungi; Mucoromycota; Mucoromycetes; Mucorales; Radiomycetaceae
Exons: 2
Coding region: 1-1749 (582 amino acids)
Source: RefSeq, a predicted model, not a curated record